Molecule: messenger RNA, 1143 nt
Organism: Peronospora matthiolae
Lineage: Eukaryota; Oomycota; Peronosporomycetes; Peronosporales; Peronosporaceae
Source: the annotation of a GenBank genome assembly
AUGCGGUCGCUGCCACUCGUAGCUCUGGUCACCCGACUGCUGACUUGCACUGCUGCAACGCCACCAGGCGCCACCACCUUCAGCUUUAAAAGCGUGGGCUCGUCUCCCACUGGAGCUAACGGCCAAGGCACGUCCAGCUCGUCGCUUCAAACGCCAACGUCGUCGUCAACCGAGCGGGCGAACCAAGAAGACCGAGCAAUAGCGGUGACGUUGCCUGCAUUGGAAGAUCUGGUCUCGAAAGCUGCUGACGAGACCAAGCUUCUGCAGAGCUUUGUCGGCGACACAUUGGCCAGUGCCACGGAGCGGCAAAACAUCGGCGAAUUGGCAACGAAGGAGGCCGCUCUCGAAAAGCAGGAGGCUGUUGCCGCUUUGAAGAAAGUCACGGAGGCUGAAGGGGACGUUGUGAAGAAGGUGAAGCCGAAGAAGAUCGUUCUGAAGGGAGAUGAGGGACGGUGGAGAGAGAUGCUGGGCGCCAAGGAGAGCUAUGUGCUUAGUGCCGACACUGCUAAGCAGCUUCGUGAUGCUGAAAAGGAUCGGGCAGAGAUGGUUCAAUUGCUCAAGGCGGCGGGAAAAAAGGCCCCCGAAAGCCUUCGCAGGGACAUCGUAAAACUGAAUAUGAAGACCGUCCCAGAUGAGUACCUGACAUCAGACGUUGGCCGAGAGAAGCAGCGGUUUAAUGAGAACAGGCGCGAGUUGACCUGCAGUAUCGUGUCGAACAUCAAAAGAAACAAGAACCAUCAAGUGCUUUUGAUCAGCAGCUCGAAUCCGAAGAAGCCAGAGUGGCUCCUUCCCAAGGGUGGCUGGAACAACGAUGAGUCGAUGAUGGACUCUGCGAAACGUGAGAUCAUUGAAGAAGCAGGGGUUUCCACAAGAGGGCGGCCGAGAUAUUUGGGUGUGAGAUACGUUACCGUACUAGACGGCAAGGAAGAAACAAGCUACGUUUACAGGGUAAUUAAAGUGGACUCUGGGACAGUAUACGAUCAAUGGCCUGAGAGCAUCCGUCACCGCAUAUGGGUCACCUUCAACGAUGCGAUCAAGCUCCUCAAGGAUGACCGCCCACACAUGGCUGCUAUGGUGGGGGACGCUGCUAUGGUGUGGGACACCCCCGUGUGGCAAACUAAGCCAAAACACGUAGCCGCUUGA